Messenger RNA from Phycodurus eques (leafy seadragon), 1440 nucleotides. It is a transcript of the gene gck, whose product is annotated as glucokinase (hexokinase 4). Gene Ontology annotation, biological process: regulation of insulin secretion; intracellular glucose homeostasis; glucose 6-phosphate metabolic process. The record is from RefSeq and is a predicted model, not a curated record. The transcript is spliced from 10 exons. The coding region runs from base 1 to 1440 and encodes 479 amino acids. NCBI's taxonomy places the organism in Eukaryota, Metazoa, Chordata, Actinopteri, Syngnathiformes, Syngnathidae. Gene Ontology annotation, molecular function: fructokinase activity; ATP binding; glucokinase activity. Gene Ontology annotation, cellular component: cytosol; mitochondrion.
AUGCCGUGCGUCAGCUCAUAUCUGGAGCAGAUGGUGAAGACGUGUAGUGGCCUUAGCUCUGCAUUAGACAGACUUGACUUGAUGGUUGAUCAAAUGCUAUCCGAAUUCAGGCUGCAGAAGGACGAGCUGAAAGAGAUCAUGAAGAGGAUGCAGCGUGAGAUGGACCGAGGCUUGCGUUUAGAGACGCACGAGGAGGCCAGUGUCAAAAUGCUGCCCACUUACGUUUUCUCCACCCCCGAAGGAUCAGAGGUAGGCGACUUCCUGGCUCUGGACCUGGGGGGCACCAACUUCCGGGUGAUGCUGGUCAAGGUGGGAGCGGACGAGGAGAGGAGCUGGAAGGUGGAGACCAAGAACCAGAUGUACUCCAUUCCUGAAGACGCCAUGACGGGAACGGCUGAGAUGUUGUUUGACUACAUCGCGGAGUGCAUGUCCAAUUUUUUGGACCAUCACAACAUCAAGCACAAGAAGCUUCCCCUUGGUUUCACGUUCUCCUUCCCAGUGCGUCAUGAGGACAUCGACAAGGGAAUCCUUCUGAACUGGACCAAAGGUUUCAAGGCUUCUGGGGCUGAGGGGAACAAUGUCGUGGGUUUGCUCAGAGAUGCUAUCAAGAGGCGUGGGGACAUUGAGAUGGACGUUGUCGCCUUGGUGAAUGACACAGUGGCCACCAUGAUUUCAUGCUACUACGAGGACCGCAGCUGUGAAGUGGGGAUGAUUGUCGGUACCGGUUGUAACGCCUGUUACAUGGAAGAGAUGUGGACGGUGGAGCUGGUGGAAGGCGAGGAGGGCCGCAUGUGCGUUAACACGGAGUGGGGGGCUUUCGGCAAUAACGGCGAGCUGGAGGAGUUCAGGCUGGAGUACGACAGACUGGUGGACGAGACCUCCAUCAACCCUGGACAGCAGCUUUUUGAGAAGCUGAUCAGUGGCAAGUACAUGGGCGAGCUGGUGAGGCUGGUCAUGAUGAAGCUGGUCAAUGAGAAUCUGCUGUUCAAUGGGGAGAUCUCGGAAAUGCUAAAAACGCGCGGCAGCUUCGAGACGCGACAUGUCUCGCAGGUGGAAAGCGACUCGGGGGACAGGAAGCAAAUCUACAAUAUUCUGUCGUCGCUGGGCGUGCUACCGUCCGAGCUGGACUGCGACAUUGUGGGUCUGGUCUGCGAGAGUGUCUCCACUCGUUCGGCUCACAUGUGUGGCGCCGGCCUCGCCGGCGUCAUCAACCUGAUGAAGGAGCGACGUGGCCUGGAGGCCCUCAAAAUCACCGUGGGGGUGGACGGCUCCGUUUACAAGCUGCACCCGUGUUUCCGUGACAGGUUCCACAAAGUAGUCAGAGAGCUGACACCGCAUUGCGAGAUCACAUUCAUCCAGUCAGAAGAGGGAAGCGGCCGUGGGGCGGCUCUUAUCUCAGCAGUGGCCUGCAAGAUGGCGGCCUGCAUGCUGACGCAGUGA